This is a messenger RNA of Dryobates pubescens (Downy woodpecker), 3506 nucleotides long. It is a transcript of the gene CARNS1, whose product is annotated as carnosine synthase 1. Gene Ontology annotation, biological process: carnosine biosynthetic process. The record is from RefSeq and is a predicted model, not a curated record. Lineage: Eukaryota; Metazoa; Chordata; Aves; Piciformes; Picidae. Bases 50 to 2860 code for a protein of 936 amino acids. Gene Ontology annotation, molecular function: ATP hydrolysis activity; carnosine synthase activity; metal ion binding. The transcript has 10 exons.
CUCGUUCCCUGCGAGCUCUCAGGCCACCGCAAGCCCAUUGGUCACCAGGAUGCUCUCGAUGGAGCAGUCGAGUGUAGAGCAAGGAUCGUGCCCAGCGGAGCAGGAGUGGGCAGGGCCCGAGGCGCUGUGCCCAGGCUGGCUGGAGGAUGAGGCCCCUGAUGGAGAGGUGCCCGAGGACAGUGAGGACCAUGAUAAUGCCACCCAUGCCUAUGAGCUGCUCCAGAGUGCCCUGUGCCAGGAGGGGUUGCCCCCCACACUGGAUCGCUCUGCAGAGCCCCGCACAGGAUUUGGCCCGCUGGAUGUGACCGUCUGCAUCCUGGGCUCCCCCACUGCCUUUCUGCCCAUCCUGCUGGAGGGUGGCACCCGCUGCCCAGGUGCCAUGGUGCUGUGCCUGUCACCCACCUGGGCCAGCCGGGUGCCCUCGGAGACGUCCCCAGGAGCCUGGUCCCUGCUGCUGUCCCGGGGGAUCUCCUUCGAAGCUGGGGGUCACAGCACCCUGGAGACUUUCGUGCCACCCCGCCGUGCCAACUACGUGACGGGCACCUUCCCCGCGGGGGGUCCUGAGGGCGGCUGGGUGGGCGAGCUGGCACGGGACCUCGACUGCCCCACGGGGGGGUCGGUCCCGCUCAGCCGCCGCCUUGAGGACCCCCUGCUCACCCGCUGGCUCCUGGCAGCCCGUGCCAACCUGCCCGUGCCCCCAACCCUGGCCUUUGUCCUGGGGUCAAGAGGGGACCUGCCUGCGGAGCUGGUGGCACCUGGGGUGAGGCUGGUGAGGCUGGAGGACCCCCAGGGCCAGGAGAGCCUGGUGAAGGAAGAGGUGGGCACCUUCCUGGGGAGCACCGCCAUGGAGCCCUACAGCCAGGUGGCGGUGCGGCCGGCGGGGUGGCUCUGGCGUGGGACGGGCACCCACAGCACCCACGGGAAGGAGGAGGGGGAGGCGGUGGCACGGGCAGUGGGUGCCCGGCUCCGAGGGCUGCGGGAGGAGGACAGCGUCCUGCUGGAGGCCCUGGUGCCCACCGCCCGCCUGCCCGCACCCCCCCCACGCAGCCCAGCCCCACGGCUGCCGGUGGCCCUGCGCAUCUGCACCCUCGUCUGCAGGUCCUGGGGGGACCGGCCCCAGCUCUGCCAGGUGGCAUGUGCCGUGGGGCGUGCGGAGGCCCCGGUGCGCCACGGGGUGUCACUGCCCCAGGGCCUGGACUCCAGCCUGCAGCAGUGGGGGGUGGUGGCCCCCGGCCAGCGGCAGGUCCUGGCCACGCGGCUCCGAGAGGCCGCCGAGGCCACCAUGGCUGCCAUCUCGGCCACCGAGGCUGAGCUGAGUCCCCAGCAGCGUGGUGGCACCCGUGCCCGCACCGACCUCCUGGGCGUGGACUUCUUGCUGGCGUGCGUGGACGAUGCCCUGGAGCUGGUGGCCUUGUCCACCAACAGCCAGCGCUGCCUGGAGACCUGUCUGCUGGCCCACGGCAUGGGGCGCGCCACGGGGGAACCCCCCGGCGACAUGCCCCGGGUGGUGGCCGAGGUCCUUCUGCACCGGGCGCAGUGUCACCUGGUGGAGGGCAAGGACAUCCUGCUCAUCGGGGCUGGCGGUGUCAGCAAGAGCUUCGUGUGGGCUGCUGCCCGCGACUACGGACUGAAGAUCCACCUGGUGGAGUCGGACCCGGAGCACUUCGCGGCGGGGCUGGUGGAGACCUUCCUGCCCUACGACAGCCGGGAGCACCGGCGCGACGAGGAGCACGCCGAGCGGGUGGCGGAGCUGCUGCGCUCCCGGGGCAUCCGACCCCACGCCUGCCUCUCCUACUGGGACGACUGCGUGGUACUGGCGGCACUGGUGUGCCAGCUCCUGGGCCUGCGUGGCUGCCCACCCGCGGCCGUCCGGGUGGCCAAGCAGAAGAGCCGGACCCACCAGCACCUGCAGCGGUGCCGCCGCGGCCGCCCGCCGCCGGCCGCCUUCGCCGUGCCCUGCCGCCGCCUGCAGAGCCACGGUGACGUUGAGCGGGCGGCUGGCACCGUGCCCUUCCCCGCUGUGGCAAAGCUGGAGUUCGGAGCCGGCGCCGUGGGGGUUCGACUGGUGGAGAACGCCGGGCAGUGCCACGCUCACGCCGCCCGCCUCUGGCGGGACCUGCGGGAUGACGACGAUCACCCUGGCAUCGGCUUGGGCUGGGGCAAUGCCAUGCUGCUGAUGGAGUACGUGCCGGGCACCGAGCACGACGUGGACCUGGUGGUCUUCCAAGGAAGACUUUUGGGGGCUUGGGUGUCCGACAACGGCCCCACACGGCUGCCAGCCUUCCUGGAGACGGCUGCCUGCUUGCCGUCCUGUUUGCCCGCCGACCGGCAAGCCCAGCUGGUACGGGCAGCCCUGAGGUGCUGCCAGGCGUGUGGCUUACGGGAUGGUGUCUUCAACGUCGAGCUCAAACUGGGACCCACCGGGCCCCGCCUCCUGGAGAUCAACCCUCGCAUGGGGGGGUUCUACCUCCGCGACUGGAUCAGGGAGAUCUACGGUCCCGACCUGCUGCUGGCAGCCGUACUGGUGGCGCUGGGGGUACCGCCGGUGUUGCCCGCUCGCCCGGUGCCCCGCGGUCACUUGGCCGGUGUGAUGUGCCUGGGCUCGGAGCACGGGGUGGCACUGGGGGGCGGCGGGGGCUUGGCAGCUCUGCAGGCUCUGCAUGAGCGGGGGCUCGUCCGCCUCAACCGGCUCUUUGAGGAGACGGCGGGGGACGGCGAGUACGAGGAGCCCUGCCUGAGCGUGGCAUGUGCCGGGGAAACGCGGGCAGAGGCCUGUCUGCGCCUGCUGGGGCUGUGCCAGGCGCUGGGCAUCGACUCGCCACGUUACCCAGUCGAGCAUUUCUUGUCCCACUUCAAAUAGCGCCGGGCAAGCAGCGGGGAUGGAGGGGGAACAGCCGAGCAUGGGCAUGACCACCCUGCUGUCCUGGCAUCCCCUCCUGCAACCCCGCCACCCCAUGCCCUGGCAUCCCUCUGGCACCCUGUUCCCUGUCCUAUGACCACAGCAACUCCAUUCUCUGGCAUUUCCCUGGCAUCCUCCCUGCCCUGGCAUACCCCCCACCAUCCUGGCACCUCAUCCCCUGGAAUCCUCUCAGUCCUCUGGCAUCCACCCAUUAUCCUCCUACUCCAUCCCCUGCCAUCUCCCUAGUGUCUUGCCACCACAUCCCCUGCCAUCUUCCCCUGCCAUCCUGGCAUCACAUUGCCUGGCAUCCCCCCACUCCCCUGACACAUCAGCUCUUGGCAUCGUCCUGCCAUCCAAGCGUUUCGUCCCUGGCAUCCCAUUACCCUGAUGCCCUAUACCCCUGCCCUGACACCCCAUACCCUGGCAUCUCCCCAUUACCCUGACACUUCAUCCCCUGGAAUGUCUCUUGGCAUCCUGACUCUUGGCAUCCCAUUCCCUGCCAUUCAUCUGACACCUCAUCCCCUGGCAUCCCCCUCACCAUCCUGACAUCCCAUCCACCUGGCAUGCCCCCAUCACCCUUGCCCCCCAUCCCUUGGCAUGCCCCCUC